Molecule: messenger RNA, 1327 nt
Organism: Fukomys damarensis (Damara mole-rat)
Lineage: Eukaryota; Metazoa; Chordata; Mammalia; Rodentia; Bathyergidae
Gene: Rbm42
Product: RNA binding motif protein 42
Exons: 8
Coding region: 89-1201 (370 amino acids)
Molecular function (GO): mRNA binding
Source: RefSeq, a predicted model, not a curated record
GUCCAACCCCUCUUCCCAACCAUCUCCCCAACAGGUCCAACAGACUCUGGAGGCCCGGGCAGCCGCUGCAGCCACAGUAGUUCCUCCCAUGGUGGGUGGUCCUCCUUUUGUGGGCCCAGUUGGCUUUGGCCCUGGUGAUCGGAGUCACCUGGACAGUCCAGAGGCUCGAGAAGCCAUGUUCCUGCGGCGAGCAGCUGUGGCCCCUCAGAGGGCCGCUGUCCUGCGUCCAGCCUUCGUCCCUCACGUGCUACAGAGAGCAGAUUCUCUUCUCUCUUCUGCAGCAGGCGGUCCCCGCCCGAUGGCCCUGCGCCCCCCACACCAGGCUCUUGUGGGACCCCCUCUGCCUGGGCCCCCUGGACCACCCAUGAUGCUGCCACCAAUGGCCCGGGCCCCGGGUCCCCCCUUGAGCUCCAUGGCUGCUCUGAGGCCUCCCCUGGAAGAGUCAGCAGCACCCCGAGAGCUGGGCCUAGGCCUGGGGUUGGGCCUGAAAGAGAAGGAAGAGGCAGUGGUGGCAGCGGCAGCGGCAGCUGGGCUGGAGGAGGCUGGUGCUGCGGUGGCUGUGGGAGCAGGAGGUGCUCCUGCUGGCCCUGCAGUCAUUGGGCCCAGCCUGCCACUGGCCCUCGCCAUGCCAUUACCUGAGCCCGAUCCCCUGCCCCUCCCACUGGAGGUAGUACGUGGCCUGCUGCCCCCAUUGCGCAUUCCUGAGCUCCUGUCCCUGCGUCCACGACCCCGGCCCCCUCGGCCUGAGCCACCUCCUGGCCUCAUGGCUCUCGAGGUGCCAGAGCCCAUGGGUGAAGACAAGAAGAAAGGGAAGCCAGAGAAAUUGAAACGCUGCAUUCGCACAGCAGCUGGAAGCAGCUGGGAGGACCCUAGCCUGUUGGAGUGGGAUGCCGAUGACUUCCGCAUCUUCUGUGGAGAUCUGGGCAAUGAGGUGAAUGACGACAUCUUGGCACGCGCCUUCAGCCGCUUCCCAUCCUUCCUUAAGGCUAAGGUGAUCCGAGACAAGCGCACAGGCAAGACCAAGGGCUACGGCUUUGUCAGCUUCAAGGACCCCAGUGACUAUGUGCGCGCCAUGCGAGAGAUGAAUGGGAAGUACGUGGGCUCACGCCCCAUCAAGCUCCGCAAGAGCAUGUGGAAGGACCGGAACCUGGACGUGGUCCGAAAGAAGCAGAAAGAGAAGAAGAAGUUGGGCCUGAGAUAGGGUCUGUGGCUGGGCACCCGCUCUCACUCGGCCGGGCGCUGGCUUCUCCAACAGCUGUCUUUGGAAAACCCUGACUGUCCACCCACCCGCCCCGAAAAACAGUUUCAAUAAAUUUACAUUCAUUUC